This is a messenger RNA of Closterium sp. Naga37s-1, 1338 nucleotides long. The record is from the annotation of a GenBank genome assembly. NCBI's taxonomy places the organism in Eukaryota, Viridiplantae, Streptophyta, Zygnematophyceae, Desmidiales, Closteriaceae.
AUGAAGUCGACAUCAAUCCGCGAACAGAAGCAUGAGUGUACUGAGGGAGCAGGGAGUGGGGAUAGGAUAGCAGGGAGUGGGGAUAGGAUAGCAUGGAGUGGGGAUACGAUAGCAGGGAGUGGGGAUACGAUAACAGGGAGUGGGUGUAGGAUAGCAGGGAGUGGGGAUAGGAUAGCAGGGAGUGGGGAUACGAUAGCAGGGAGUGGGAAUAGGAUAGCAGGGAGUGGGGAUAGGAUAGCAGGGAGUGGGUGUAGGAUAGCAGGGAGUGGGGAUAGGAUAGCAGGGAGUGGGGAUAGGAUAGCAUGGAGUGGGGAUACGAUAGCAGGGAGUGGGGAUACGAUAACAGGGAGUGGGUGUAGGCUAGUAGGGAGUGGGGAUAGGAUAGCAGGGAGUGGGGAUACGAUAGCAUGGAGUGGGGAUACGAUAGCAGGGAGUGGGGAUACGAUAGCAGGGAGUGGGGAUAGGAUAGCAGGGAGUGGGGAUAGGAUAGCAGGGAGUGGGGAUAGGAUAGCAGGGAGUGGGGAUACGAUAGCAUGGAGUGGGGAUACGAUAGCAGGGAGUGGGGAUACGAUAGCAGGGAGUGGGGAUAGGAUAGCAGGGAGUGGGGAUAGGAUAGCAGGGAGUGGGUGUAGGAUAGCAGGGAGUGGGGAUAGGAUAGCAGGGAGUGGGGAUAGGAUAGCAGGGAGUGGGGAUAGGAUAGCAGGGAGUGGGGAUACGAUAGAAGGGAGUGGGGAUAGGAUAGGAGGGAGUAGGGAUACGAUAUCAGGGAGUGGGGAUACGAUAGCAGGGAGUGGGGAUAUGAUAGCAGGGAGUGGGGAUAUGAUAGCAGAGAGUGGGGAUAGGAUAGCAGGGAGUGGGGAUACGAUAGAAGGGAGUGGGGAUAGGAUAGGAGGGAGUGGGGAUACGAUAGCAGGGAGUGGGGAUACGAUAGCAGGGAGUGGGGAUAGGAUAGCAGGGAGUGGGGAUAGGAUAGCAGGGAGUGGGUGUAGGAUAGCAGGGAGUGGGGAUAGGAUAGCAGGGAGUGGGGAUACGAUAGAAGGGAGUGGGGAUAGGAUAGGAGGGAGUGGGGAUACGAUAGCAGGGAGUGGGGAUAGGAUAGCAGGGAGUGGGGAUACGAUAGCAGGGAGUGGGGACAGGAUAGCAGGGAGUGGGGUUAGGAUAGCAGGGAGUGGGUGUAGGAUAGCAUGGAGUGGGGAUACGAUAGCAGGGAGUGGGGAUAGGAUAGCAUGGAGUGGGGAUACGAUAGCAGGGAGUGGGGAUACGAUAGCAGGGAGUGGGGAUAGGAUAGCAGGGAGUGGGGAUAGGCACGGUUCCUCUUUUCGCUUGGAAAUGUUAUAG